AUGCCCAUGAAAUGGACCCCCGAGAACGACCAACUCCUUCUCCUCAAAAUCUUGGAGACCCAUGACCUCUCUGUCGACACCAAGCGAGUGGCAGAUGCCUGGCCCAUCAACGAGGAUAGCGGCAAAAAGAAUGACCGUCCCACUCCUCGAGCCAUCACUGAGCGUCUUGUACGCAUGCGCCAGAUCGUCAAGUCCACCGGCACCGGCACCAGCAGCACCGACGGACACUUCAGCAUCGGCAAAGGCACUGGCUCCGCUCCCUCCACCCCCCGCAAGCCUCGUGCUUCCGGUCUCAAGACCCCCUCGACCUCGGGCAAGCGCAAGCUUUCUGGUCUGGGCGAUGCCAGCCAGAAUGCCCACAGGCCCGUCGAAGAGGAUGACACCCCCACCCACAAGAAACCUUUGCAUCCCACCCUGGCGGGCAUGAAUCGCAACGGCAAUCCCGACCAGGUCGGCGUCACCUUGAAACUCGAGGUCGAUGACGAUGAGGGCUUCGUGGAUCAGUUGACCCCCUCGCCCAAGCGGGUACGCAAGGCCAGCACCCUGCCUCUGGGGAUGGUGAGCUACAAAGAAGAAGACGACGAUGAUUUGACCGUGGAGAGCUCUUCGGAGUAUACUCCUGACCAGGUCCGCGAGGAUGAUGAUAUCUAUGCGUGA
Molecule: messenger RNA, 657 nt
Organism: Aspergillus steynii IBT 23096
Lineage: Eukaryota; Fungi; Ascomycota; Eurotiomycetes; Eurotiales; Aspergillaceae
Exons: 3
Coding region: 1-657 (218 amino acids)
Source: RefSeq, a predicted model, not a curated record